UUAUGGACUUUUUAAUUGUGUAAAAUUAAAAUUGUGUGUUUAAUUGUGUCAAAAGGGUUAACUCAACACAAGGAUUAACUUAUUUUCACACAUUGUCUUUUGCAUGGAUUUUGAAACUACAACCUGAGGGAUUCAAAUCCGAUUUUUUUUUCUACCAAUUCCAAUUGUCCUUUCCUUGUCUCUCUCACAGACGUAUAGGAUCAUCUGAACAACAACAUGCUGGGGAAACUAUUCAUUCUUGCAGUGGUGGCCUGCACAGUCACAGCCUUCCCACUCCUUCCUGACCAGGAGGGGGCAGCCUGGAGUCAUUACCCGCAGAGUGCCAACCAGGCCAACGACAAGGCGCACGUCAAUAAUAAAGAUCAAACUAGCAUGUGGAAGAGCCAUGUGGAGAACUCUGACCUCUACUCCCAGGACCCCCCGCACCCCCUGGCCGAGGAGACCCUCCAGAAGCCUACCUAUGUCUCUGAGCAUCUCCGCGCCCGCCUACGAGAGCAGCUGGCCGAGCUCCGCGUGCGACUCUGGCCGGGGUCUGCUGGCGACGCCGCCGCCGCCGCCACCCACUCGCACGCCAUCCGCGCCGCCCUGGCACCCUUGACGGAGCAGCUUCAGAGCGCGCUCACUACCAACGUGCACAACCUCUGCCAAGCGCUGCGCCAGCACCUGCAGGAGCUGCAGCAACAGAGCGCAGUACCGGCCUCCCGCCACCAGGGGCAGCAGGCAACACCGGCCUCCUACCUGCCCCAGAUCGGACGCAGCCUGGAGGACAGCGUGCACCACAUGACCAGCAGCGUCCUGGAGUUCCGUGCCGGGAGCGCGGCCGCCGCCCAGCGUCUCCAGGAGGCAGGGCAAAGGGAGGGGCUUCUGGAGGUGGCCAAUCGCAUCGCACAGGAAGCGGCGACGCUGGAGCAGGAGUUCCGGAACAGAGUCGGGGCGUUGAAGGAGUCCCUGGGCAGCCUGCUGCUGUCCAACAACAGGGGCGGCGCCGGGGGCGACGUCAGCUCCAGCGCCGCGAGGUUCUGCCAGCAGACGCGGGCCAUUGUGCAGCAGUUCAGCGGCGACAUGGAGGGUCAGUUCAGCCAGCUGACUGGGGGUCAGGAGGGGGGCAUGAUGGAGCAGAUGCCCCCACUCAGGGAGGACUUCCUCAGGGAAGACUUCACCUCUCGUAUGCACACCCUGCUACAGGAGAUCAUGCAGACUCUGAACUAAAGCAAGCAGCUCCUCGUGAACUUUAACACACAUACUGUGUAGUACUGUGCACUCAGAUACAGAUAAGUGCGCAUCCACACCUCUGGACACGCACUGGACCUGCACUACCUCCUUCAGCAGCUACUAUUCACAAACUCCACACACACACACACACACACACACACACACACACACACACACACACACACACACACACACACACACACACACACACACACACACACACACACACACACACACACACACACACACACACCACCUACAUUGCUACUUUGCCAAUCCCAGGACAGGAGAUCAUGUAGACUCUAAACUCAUUAUGCAUGAACUUAGCAUGGGCAGUCACACCCACACUCAUCAAUGAACAUGUAUACCGUGUGUACAGGCCCGCCGACAGGGGGAGAAAAAGGGGUAUGUUGUCCCAGGCCCAGGGAGAUAGGGGGCCCAGAAUUGGGUACCCAUUACAUUGUAUAUAUUGGUUAGGGGGCCCUUUCAGAUGACUUUGUCCUGGGCCCAGCGAAAGCUGUCAGCUGCCCUGCGUGUGUAUAUAACAUAUAAAUGGUAGACCUGAAUGUUGUUUGAUGAACUUAAUAUUUGCGGUGACACUGGCACACAUCUACACGUCAAUGGACUUGUAAAUACUGGUGAGGACAUGUUGGUAUGGUAGACCUGAAUAA
Messenger RNA from Engraulis encrasicolus (European anchovy), 1883 nucleotides. RefSeq lists its product as uncharacterized. The record is from RefSeq and is a predicted model, not a curated record. Lineage: Eukaryota; Metazoa; Chordata; Actinopteri; Clupeiformes; Engraulidae. The coding region runs from base 217 to 1209 and encodes 330 amino acids. The transcript has 3 exons.